This is a messenger RNA of Brugia malayi, 2220 nucleotides long. It is a transcript of the gene Bma-nol-2, whose product is annotated as NOL1/NOP2/sun family putative RNA methylase containing protein. The record is from RefSeq and is a predicted model, not a curated record. Gene Ontology annotation, biological process: maturation of LSU-rRNA; rRNA base methylation. Gene Ontology annotation, molecular function: rRNA (cytosine-C5-)-methyltransferase activity; RNA binding. The transcript is spliced from 19 exons. Gene Ontology annotation, cellular component: nucleolus. Bases 1 to 2220 code for a protein of 739 amino acids. Lineage: Eukaryota; Metazoa; Nematoda; Chromadorea; Rhabditida; Onchocercidae.
AUGGUAUUAAUUGAAGAAGUCGUUGAAAAUACUAGGAAAUUAACAGAUUCUGCAAUAUACACAAAGAAAGAUAAGUGGUUGAAAAGACAAAAAGUAGCAGAGAAGGUUCCAUCUGAUAAGAUGGUUCUAGAAGAGAAUAAGUUCACUGAGAAGCAACUUAGACGGGAUGGUUUUGCUAACCGAAUAGGGAAAAGCAAAAGGAAAAAGCUGAGGAAGGAUGAAACUCUUACAAACAAGAAAGAGCCUGUUACAGAGACCAAAAAUGCUAACCAGAUUAUUCAGAAGAUUCAAGGAAAUGUGAGUCCUAAGGCUGUUAAAAGGAAAAGAAAGCAAUCUAUGGAAGAGGAAAAGAAUGUCUCAACCACGCAAAAAAUAUUGCCUGAAAAGAUUCGAAAAAAUCGGACAAAAGAAAGGGUAGAAGAGAGCGCAGCAAAUUUGAAUUCAGAGAAGAUGCCUUUAUUUGAGAAUGAUGACGAUGUACGUGGAGAAGGCUUUUCUGGUUUAAACAAUGCUUCUGAAGGUGAUAAUAGUGAUAUGGAAAAUGAUUGUUUCUCUUCAAGUGAUUUAUCGGAAUCGGAUACUAACGAUUUGCCAAUAGAGAAAAAAUCUCGUAGAUUAGAACAGAAGAAGAAAAGUGAUGAGAAAUUUGCUGAUGAUGAAUUGUUACUGAAUAUUGAAAACGCAGAAAAGUAUAAGUUACCAUCGGUUGAAGAAAUCGAAGAUGAACUAAAACAGACACCUAAUUUAAAAAUAAUAAAACAGCGUAUAUCAGAUGUUUUCCAAGUGCUUGGUGAUUUCAAAAAUCGACGUGAUCCAGAUCGAAGUCGAGGCGAUUAUAUUUCUAUUCUAACAAAAGAUCUCUGCAGCUAUUAUGGUUAUAAUGAAUAUCUGAUUCAAAAAUUUAUGAGUAUUUUUCCGAACGGAACAGAGUUACUAGAAUUCCUGGAAGCAAACGAACAACCACGACCUGUAAUCAUACGUUCAAAUUCGUUGAAAACUCGACGUGCUGAACUAGCAAGAAAUCUAAUCAACAGAGGAAUGAAUGUCGAUCCAGCAGCAGAAUGGACUAAAAUUGGCUUAAUUGUGUACGACAGUCAAGUUCCUGUUGGUGCAACUCCGGAAUAUCUUGCCGGACAUUAUAUGCUGCAAGGAUUGAGUUCCUUUCUUCCAGUAAUGGCUUUAGCACCACGACCGGAAGAGACUAUACUGGAUGUGUGUUCUGCACCGGGUGGUAAAUCAUCACAUAUUGCAGCGUUGAUGAAAAAUACUGGAGUCCUUUAUGCAAAUGAUGCCAAUAUGCAACGUUGUCGUGCGGUUAUUGGUAAUUUGCAUCGGCUGGGGGUGAAUAAUGCAGUUGUCAGCAAUUUAGAUGGACGAGAAUUUGCAAAGAUUAUGCCUCAAGGUUUUGAUCGUGUUUUGUUGGAUGCACCAUGCUCAGGAACAGGUGUAAUCUGGAAAGAUGGAAGUGUGAAAACACGACGUGAUAGUCAAGAUGUUCAACGGUGUCAUACAUUACAACGGGAACUGAUACUCGCCGCACUGGAUUCUAUUAAUGCAAAUUCAAAAACUGGUGGUUAUCUGGUUUACUCAACAUGUUCUGUUCUAGUUGAAGAAAAUGAAGCUGUUGUAGAUUAUGCAUUGAGGAAACGAGAUUGUAAGCUUGUUCCAAUGGGACUGGAUGUUGGUGUACAGGGAUUCACGAAAUUUCGGGAAUAUCGCUUCCACCCAUCACUUUGCCUUACUCGGCGAUAUUAUCCACAUGUCCAUAAUAUUGAUGGAUUCUUUGUGGCAAAAUUCAAGAAAUUGUCAAAUUCAAAGUCAGCGAAAAAUGCAAACACAUCUGACGAACUGAAAGAUAAGAUUGUUAAUACUUCUCAAAGCAAAAGUCCUAAUAAUAAUUCAAAGCGAGCACGAAUGAAAAGGAAGUCCGCAAUAAAGAAAAAAUCGAUUCCGGAUGGAAUCAGUCAAAAGAAAUAUCAGCAAAAGCUUCCAACAGAGAAAAUGGAAACCGAUAAAAAUAUAUCAGAGAGUGAAGUAUCGAAGGAAUUUGCAAUUGGUACCAUGCCGAAUAGUAAACCAAACAGUAUGCCAGAGAAACAAGUCUACAAGAAAAAAUUUUUGUCUAAUAGAUCGAAAUCAGGCAAAAGUGGCAAAUUUAUGGGAAUGAAGAGCAAAAGAAAUUUGAAGAAAAAAAUUAAGAAUAAUGUAGCGCAUGUCUAA